Messenger RNA from Rhea pennata, 2147 nucleotides. RefSeq names its product MYCN proto-oncogene, bHLH transcription factor (gene MYCN). Bases 163 to 1500 code for a protein of 445 amino acids. Gene Ontology annotation, molecular function: RNA polymerase II cis-regulatory region sequence-specific DNA binding; DNA-binding transcription factor activity, RNA polymerase II-specific; protein dimerization activity. The transcript has 3 exons. Gene Ontology annotation, biological process: regulation of transcription by RNA polymerase II. NCBI's taxonomy places the organism in Eukaryota, Metazoa, Chordata, Aves, Rheiformes, Rheidae. The record is from RefSeq and is a predicted model, not a curated record.
AAAGGAGUAAACUUCCUCUACUUUUGCUGGCAUAUUAAGAGGGCUUUCUGGAGAGAUUACGUUUCAGGUCGUGGGAGCGCCUCUCUUCCCUUUGGUGGAAAUACCCCUAAAAACUGCCUCUAACACAAUUGUCCGAGCCAGGAGUCGGCGAGAAGACCCGUAAUGCCCGGAAUGGUCAGUAAAAACCCAGACCUCGAGUUUGACUCUUUGCAGCCCUGUUUCUACCCGGACGAAGAUGAUUUUUAUUUGUGCGGGCCGGACUCUGCUCCCCCAGGGGAAGACAUCUGGAAGAAGUUUGAGCUGCUGCCCACCCCUCCGCUGUCCCCCAGCCGGGCCGGGCUGCAGGAGCACCCGACGGCGGGGGGCCCGAUGCCGUGGGGAGGGGCGGCCCUGGGGGGCUGCCGCCCCGCCGACCCCCUGGACUGGGCGUCCGAGCUGCUCCUGCUGCCGCCAGAGGCCGACCUGUGGGGCGGCUCGGACGGCGGGGACUUCUUCGAGACGGGCCUCGGCGUGAGCAACAACCUCAACUCCAUCAUCAUCCAGGACUGCAUGUGGAGCGGCUUCUCGGCCCGCGAGAAGCUGGAGCGGGCGGUGAGCGAGAAGCUGCAGGGCAAAGCGCCGCCCGCCGCCGCCCCGCCGCCGCCGCCGCCCCCCGCCGCCGCCGCCGCCGCCGCCGCCGCCGCGGGGGGCCGCGCCGAGCCGGGCCCCGCCGUGCCGCGCUGCGUGGACCCGGCCGUGGUGUUCCCCUUCCCCGCCGGCUCGCGGGAGGCGGCGGCCGGCGGCGCGGGCCCCCGCGCCGCCCGCCCCGCGCCGCCCGCCGCCGACGGCGGCCGCAGCAGCAGCAGCAGCAGCAGCAGCAGCAGCAGCAGCAGCUCCGGGGACGACACGCUCAGCGACUCGGAUGAUGAAGAUGAGGAGGAAGAGGAUGAAGAAGAAGAAAUUGAUGUUGUGACAGUGGAGAAAAGGCGCUCCUCCUCCAACAAGGCUGUUACCACCCUCACUAUUACAGUGCGCCCUAAAAAUACUACUUUUCCGUCGGUCAGGACGCAGCAGAAUGAACUGAUUUUAAAGCGUUGUGCACCAAUUCACCAGCAGCAUAAUUAUGCUGCUCCUUCUCCAUAUAUGGAGAGUGAAGAUGCUCCACCACCGAAAAAGUUAAAAACCGAGGUGCCCCGUCCAGUAAAACCCACGAUCCAACCAAAGUCUAAGAGUUCAAGUCCUCGAAAUUCUGAUUCAGAGGAUAGUGAACGUCGACGUAACCAUAAUAUCCUGGAGCGUCAACGGCGUAAUGAUCUACGGUCAAGUUUCCUCACAUUAAGGGACCAUGUUCCAGAACUGGUUAAAAAUGAGAAAGCUGCAAAAGUUGUGAUCUUAAAAAAAGCCACUGAGUAUGUCCAUUCCCUUCAGGCAGAGGAGCAGAAGUUAUUGCUAGAAAAGGAAAAAUUGCAAGCUAGACAACAACAAUUGCUAAAGAAAAUAGAAUACAAGCGGACUUGCUAAACUUUUUUUUUUUCUUUUGGCUGACCAGGACAGUCAUUGCCACUUUGCACAUUUUUGAUUCUUUAAAAAAAUUGUGUUUUUUGACGUUAAGAAUGUUGGUUUUACUUUCAAUCCAGUCCCUGAAGUAAUCGACAAACUAUAUUAUCCGGGUACGGAGCAAAUGGAUGUUCUUGCAAGAAUUUUAUUGCAAGACUACCAAACAAGAAUGGACUGCCUUUGUUUUUCUUCUUAAGAACUGUAGAUGGUGGGAUUUUUUUUUCUAAAUUGUUGUGAGCAUUUGGAGCUGCUGAUGACAUCUAGUUGAGUUUAAAAAUGUUCAUUCCUAAUUUUUAUGGUGCUUAUGUUCUAACAGAUGUUACUUUAGGGGUUGGCAUUUGUACCCCUGUGGGAAUUUUCUGUAAAUACCAUCUACACACUUGCCUUUUGUACAUGUCUUGGGUUAUGAGAGGUGGCUUUUGCUACCAGUAUUAGACUGGAAGUUCAUACCUAAGUACUGUAAUACCUCAAUGUUUGAGGAGCAUGUUUUUGUAUACAAAUAUAUUGUUAAUCUCUGUUAUGUACUGUACUAAUUCUUACAUUGCCUGUAUACUUUAGUAUGAUGCUGAUACAUAACUAAAUUUGAUACUUAUAUUUUCGUAUGAAAAUGA